Messenger RNA from Cyphomyrmex costatus, 3991 nucleotides. RefSeq lists its product as uncharacterized. The record is from RefSeq and is a predicted model, not a curated record. Lineage: Eukaryota; Metazoa; Arthropoda; Insecta; Hymenoptera; Formicidae.
AUGCAAAGUUUCAAUGCAGGUGACGAUGUACAACGAUCGAUCGAGUUGUUGGACAAGGUGCUCUCAGAGUACGACUUGCGGGGGAGCGGAAGCGGCGGAGGCAUCGGGGAUUGUGGCAGUAGCACGGAACCAAGUAUUGGUCUUACGCCCGACGACGAGAGUCCGUCCUUAGGACACCAAUCCGAAGACGACGGUUACAUGAGCAUGAAUGGUCGGAAAACAAAAAUGGCGCUGUUAGCAUUACGUCCGGUUCCGGAUUGUCCAGAGCCUCAAGAUCUAGCAGGUGUUUCGACGCAAGAAUUUCCACCACCCCCGGAAGAAGCCGAACGUAUUAUUUCAACUCUUCUACCAAUGGUUUCGCCAGGAAACUCGUCAAAGAAGAACGUAAGCCAUGCCUCAGAGCGACAAAGUAACGCUGGUAGCCGGCAGCAGUGGAUGGUGGCCGUGGAGGAUAGCAUGCGUCAUGGGAACGCGGUUACCACACAGACCACUCUCCCGAAAACCCGUCAUCAACGGCCGUAUGGUUGGGAGAACGGGACCGUAGAUUCGUUGCGAUUGGCUCAACUGCCCAGUCCACCCAGUAAAUUCGCCAGCUUGCCGUACGAUGGCAAGGUGUCCUUCAACUGGAUCCCACCGCGUACGAACCCGAGCGCGGUGGAAAAGCACCGGGAAGUGCGUCGUCGUUCCUCAGAGGAGUGUUUAGAGGACAGAGGUGGCAGCCAUCAGCGACAGAGCAGUCCCGAUCGCGUCAGCUACUAUUUAAGGAAACAUCACCGCCAGCAAAACGAGAUCAUGAAGUCGAGUAGCGUGGAGGACCGUCUGCUGAUGAACAGGUCAGACAAGGAGUCGAUGCGACGCACUCGUAAUGAUUCGGAUUCGAGCGAGGGCCGGUUCUCGAGAAACUCUGAGUCUGAGAGUCGGUCCUCGAUACCACGUUCUAGCUCCGUCAGCGUCGAACGGUUCUCCAUGCGUGCCAACUGCGACUCGUCAGACUUUUCGCGCGCCAACUCCACGUCGAAUGAGCGCUUCCACUCGGACUUCUCGAUCGCGGUGGCAAGCGCAAGUUCGAACGAUCAUGUAUCCGUGCCGACCUCUGAACCGUUUUCCAUACGCAAUCUCGAUUUUGUUUCGUUCGCAUUGCCGCACGUAGACUCGAGCGAACGUUUCUCUGCGCCUACAUCCGACCAUUGUUCUGAGGAGCGCUACUCUGACCUGUUCUCCACACGUAAUUCCGAUUUCUCCGCACGAAAUUCGGCCGACUUUAGAACGCAAUCGGAGGAGGAGCGCUUUUCCGAUGACUCCUUGGAAGAGUUACUGCCACCACCGCCACCCAUCAGCAAAAGACAUUCCAUUGCGUGGGAGGUUUCUUUGGAGGAUGAUCCUUUAUACGCGCCCGGCAGCACUAAGGUUGUUGGUAGGAGACGACGAAAGAGCAGCGAUGUAUCAAGUGUAGGUUCCGCGUCGAAGUUGCGCGACUUCGACGACUGGCAAGAUCAACGACUGUCGACGACUGAUGAUGAUUUGAUCUCGCCUUAUUCGGACUCGUCCACGAACGAUCUCGAUCAGAUACGGCCACAAGUGCUUACGAAAAACGGCACUUAUGUCAUACGACGCGGCAAGAAAGAGCGCAAAGUUCUACCGAAAACGCCGACCAAGACCAAAAGUUUGUCCUUCGAGAACAGCGAGAAAGACAGCCGACUAUCGGAUGUAAAACGAUACUCGAGCACUUUCGACAACAUCAAGAGUCUACUGAAAGAGGGCAAACUGGAGAGUCUAGAGGAGCCGUCUGUAAAAUUUAUGAUUCCACCGCCGGAUCUUAUCCGAGUCGAAUCGAUGCCGGCGAUCAACAACGACUCCAGCAAUCGGGCCCAGCUGGAAAUCACCGUAGAAGAGGAAGAGGCGUCCGACAUUUCGGAUAGGGACAAGGAGCGCGACAACAUUAAAUUAUCUCGGUUACCACAGUCGCCAGUUGAGAACGAUCAAAUAAAUCCUCGUCUGGAUCAGUUGAGAGACUGCAAUGGUGUUCCGACGGCUUCUAACUUAGUAGAUCUGGAUAUCAGUAGGUUAUCGGCACUCGCCGAGACGACGACAAAGAAAAAACUUACAAGCGCGGUGAGUGAUGAGCGACUAGCUUCUAAGAUCCCGGUAAACUUGCUGAUUGAAGAUCAGAUUGUGAAAAAGGCGCUCAAAGAGAAUCGUCGGCAGCUGGAGAAGGUGAGCGACGCUAUCAAAGAGAUCGAGAACGUGAAGAACAGCGAAUCCUAUUGCGAAAGCAAACACUGGCAGAAUGGUGACUUGAAACAUAAUUCGAAGCGGAACAGCUUCGAGAACGACGGGUUUCCGGUAUACGAUGGCCGGAAACCCGUUACGAUCGAUGGCAGCCCCUAUGAAAGCAGGACGCGCGGCAGGCAGCAGCAACAGCAGCAGCAGUACAACUCUGACUCCGAGACGUCGAAGACCAGCUCGGAUGCGGACUUCGAGGAUCGGAGAAAACUGAACGGUGCUACCGAUGUCGUCUACUCGUCCGGCAGGCGGUUGCGUCAGAAUGGUAUCGAGAAUCAUAAAAACGAUCAGAAGCAGAUCGAGAACGUGAUCGACGCUAUUCUGGAGGAUUCGAAAAAUCCGGAAUUUCAGGUGAAUGUCGAUGUAAUGGAGUUCCCGCCAUUGCCGCCCUCGCCCGUCGAGGAAGCUGACGAGGAAAGCUGCUCAGAUAUCGGUCAAAAUGUUGUGAUGACGCCACUGAAAUCCAAGAAUCAUAACAGUAGCCGGACCGUAGAGUACAGACCAAGAGUGCCACCCCAUCGUGUUCCAUCGAUCAUCGAUCCAAAAGAUAAGGCUUCCUUGAAUACCAGGUCCAUGGAUGCCGGUUUUACCAAGGGGAGACGUGCACCAGCCACCAAUAAUUCAAGACGAGAAGUACCCGUAGAACGAAGAACUCUGCCCACCGAUUUACCAGGACCAUCUCGCCGACGACCGUUUACGAAAAGGCACUCGCCAUCAGCGGAGGCGUGUUCUUCCGGGAGCAGUAACAACGGUAGUGGUCUGCACACCGGUAGCAGUAUCGUUACUGGCACUGGUUCCGGUAUGCAGACAUCGUGUUCUUUACCGGAGACCCCAGUGUUUGCCAGGGGCAGCGACAUCCCUAGAACGCCGCAACACGCUGGCAAUCCUACGCAGUCAAGACGGCAACCCGGCUGGUAUGCACCUACCACAGCUACCGGUUACCGACGGAACAAUCCUGGUCUGGAGCAAGCUAUAAUUGGCACUGAACUUCUCCGACUGGCAGGAGGUCCAAAUCGCGGAUGGUAUCCUACAAGAAAGGCAAAUCAGCCACGGCCGGCGUCAAUCGAACAUCUCGAACGACUUAACAAUGCCUAUGAUGCACGAUUACCAGGCACCGGGGACCAGAGGAAACCGCUGACUCUGCCCACAAACAUCACACCCAACAAAUACUUCGGCCAAAGUAAGCACAGCUCCGCCUCCAGCACUCGUGAGGCGCUACGGAGGGUCACUAGCUUGCUCAUCAAGAAAGGAAGCGGUGGCAAAGAUGGGAAGGGCAGCAAGGAUAAUAGUUUACCCUCUGGUCCUUAUGCCGGGUGCGACAACGGUGACGCUCCCAAGAAGAAAAGUUUCUUCAAGGGAUUCUGGAAGCGAUCACGCCACUACUCUCUGGAGAACCAAUAGCCCAGGGGUGCGAGGAUGACGAGCCAUCACCAUCACCAGUGGUAUAAACAGAUGCGACAACAACAACGGCAGCGGGGCAUCGCGGCUCCCAUAACCCUCACAAAUAAAUCUUGCUGCUGUAUCGUCUAGUAACCCCGAUUUACACGCGUAUAUCAAUCGUGACCAUCUUCUCUUCAACCCGAUGUCCAUUUAGCACUCACGACAGUGCAUCUCGUGUUCCUCUCUUAAACCAAAUUCGCAAACGUUUCACUCCUCUUCCCUCUUCUCCGCCAAAUCUGAUGACUACGUUUUACAUUAGCAUGAACGA